Ixodes scapularis (black-legged tick) is the source of this 1649-nucleotide messenger RNA. RefSeq lists its product as uncharacterized. The record is from RefSeq and is a predicted model, not a curated record. Lineage: Eukaryota; Metazoa; Arthropoda; Arachnida; Ixodida; Ixodidae. Bases 54 to 1649 code for a protein of 531 amino acids. The transcript is spliced from 3 exons.
UUUCCAUCUUCGAAGAAGGAUGUCUCCACCGGGAGGCAUUUGCCCUUGAAAAUAUGAGGAAUCGGCGACGGAAAGUGGAGCCUGGACACUUCUCGGCCGUGGGCGAGAAGAUACAUCUCGCGCUCCAGGAAGAGCAGACUCGCUGCUUGGCCGUGGCAGGCGAGACACAACUGAAAAUCCUGGAAGAGCAGACUCGCUGCUUGGCCGUGGCAGGGAAGACACAACUGAAGGUACUGGAAGAGCAGACUCGCUGCUUGGCCGUGGAAGAGAAGACUCGCUGCUUGGCCGUGGAAGAGAAGACUCGCUGCUUGGCCGUGGAAGAGCAGACUCGCUGCUUGGCCGUGGAAGAGAAGACUCGCUGCUUGGCCGUGGAAGAGCAGACACGCUGCUUGGCCGUGGAAGAGCAGACACGCUGCUUGGCCGUGGCAGGCAAGACACAAGUGAAGCUCCUGGAAGAGCAGACUCGCUGCUUGGCCGUGGAAGAGAAGACUCGCUGCUUGGCCGUGGAAGAGAAGACUCGCUGCUUGGCCGUGGCAGGCGAGACACAACUGAAGCUCCUGGAAGAGCAGACUCGCUGCUUGGCCGUGGAAGAGAAGACUCGCUGCUUGGCCGUGGAAGAGAAGACUCGCUGCUUGGCCGUGGAAGAGAAGACUCGCUGCUUGGCCGUGGCAGGCGAGACACAACUGAAGCUCCUGGAAGAGCAGACUCGCUGCUUGGCCGUGGCAGGGAAGACACAACUGAAGGUACUGGAAGAGCAGACUCGCUGCUUGGCCGUGGAAGAGAAGACUCGCUGCUUGGCCGUGGCAGGCGAGACACAACUGAAGCUCCUGGAAGAGCAGACUCGCUGCUUGGCCGUGGCAGGGAAGACACAACUGAAGGUACUGGAAGAGCAGACUCGCUGCUUGGCCGUGGAAGAGAAGACUCGCUGCUUGGCCGUGGAAGAGAAGACUCGCUGCUUGGCCGUGGAAGAGGAGACUCGCUGCUUGGCCGUGGAAGAGAAGACUCGCUGCUUGGCCGUGGAAGAGAAGACUCGCUGCUUGGCCGUGGAAGAGAAGACUCGCUGCUUGGCCGUGGAAGAGAAGACUCGCUGCUUGGCCGUGGAAGAGAAGACUCGCUGCUUGGCCGUGGAAGAGAAGACUCGCUGCUUGGCCGUGGAAGAGAAGACUCGCUGCUUGGCCGUGGCAGGCGAGACACAACUGAAGCUCCUGGAAGAGCAGACUCGCUGCUUGGCCGUGGAAGAGAAGACUCGCUGCUUGGCCGUGGAAGAGAAGACUCGCUGCUUGGCCGUGGCAGGCGAGACACAACUGAAGCUCCUGGAAGAGCAGACUCGCUGCUUGGCCGUGGAAGAGAAGACUCGCUGCUUGGCCGUGGAAGAGAAGACUCGCUGCUUGGCCGUGGAAGAGAAGACUCGCUGCUUGGCCGUGGCAGGCAAGACACAACUGAUGCUACUGGAAGAGAGGACUCGCUGCUUGGCCGUGGCAGGCAAGACACAACUGAUGCUACUGGAAGAGCAGACUCGCUGCUUCGCGGUGGAAGAGCAGACUCACUGCUUGGUCGUGGCUGAGAUAAUUAGCUCCUGGGUCGUGUUGAGAUGGCGAUUAACCCAGUGUAUUAAUUCCGUCUCGGUGCUUCACAAAUCGCCUUAUUGA